Molecule: messenger RNA, 1207 nt
Organism: Effrenium voratum
Lineage: Eukaryota; Dinophyceae; Suessiales; Symbiodiniaceae
Source: the annotation of a GenBank genome assembly
CUCCAAACUAUUUGUCUAGCUCGGUCAGCGCUUGCAGAGCUGAAUGGCGCCAUGAGGCUUUCGCGGCUGUCUCUGCUCACUUGCGCCGCCGCGGUCCUGCACGAUGCGUGGGAGGUUGACGGAAGGCGGCUAGGGGAUCGUGAGAUGUUCGACUACCACAAGGACCUCUUCCCCAUGGACAUGUCUGACCUCCUCUGCUUCGCAGUGGCCGGCGCUAGCGUCAUGGUGGCUUCUGGUGGCGGCGUUGGCGGCGGCGGCAUUCUGGUGCCUCUCUACAUGCUUUUCCUCAACUUUCGUCCGCGACAUGCCGUGGCCCUCUCGAACUUCACCAUCCUUGGAGGUGCGUUGGCCAACACCAUGGUCAACGUGUUCCAGGUAAAUGAGAACGGUCGCAGCCUUAUCGACUGGGACAUCAUCGUGAUGAUGGAGCCGGCCACCAUUGCUGGCACCAUUGUGGGCUCCUUUGCGUCCAAGUACCUGGCUGACUUUGUGCUCAUGGUGUUCCUGGCCACUGUCUUGGCCAUGUUGGCCUUCCGCACAUUGGACAAGGGCAUGGACAUGUUCCGGCACGAGAACGACUCCGCGGGCUGCGAGCGGGCCACCGCCCUGCCGCAGGACGAGGAGGAGGUCCCAAGCGACGGGGAAGAGAGGGAUGAGAUCAAGGAGUCCAACAACCUCGUGGGUGGCCGUACCCUGCGCACGGUGGACACCGCACCGUGGUUGAAGGUCUUUCUGCUGGUCGUUUGCUUCGCUGGGUGUGUCGUGCUGACAAUUCUGAAGGGCAGUGGACAUGGCUCCGUUGUAGGCGUGGAGUGUGGCUCGGUGAGCUUCUGGCUGCUGAGCUGGGCCACGCUGCCCUGGGUGCUGGGCUUCGGCCUUAUCUUCAGAGACAUGCUCAUCAACGAGCAUCUGGAGAAGGAAGAGGACGGCCACGACUUCCAGGAGUCGGAGAUCCGCUGGACCGCGGCCACCACCGUCAGGCGCUGGAUCCGCACCCGCGUUUUUUUUUUGUAGGACGAGAAGCUGCAGGCGGGUGGGAAAAAACGUGGGCUCCAAUACUCAACGUGUGCCAUGGGUUUUCAGUUGAAGAUGGAGAACAGCUGGUUUGAGUUGCUGCCAUUGUUUCAAAAAGGGCACCUAGGAUUGCCUCGGCUUCUCUCUGGUGAGAAAAACGCACGUAGCGACAUGAGUCCAUGCGUUCCCGAAG